Messenger RNA from Peromyscus californicus insignis, 1108 nucleotides. It is a transcript of the gene Cxcl9, whose product is annotated as C-X-C motif chemokine ligand 9. The record is from RefSeq and is a predicted model, not a curated record. The coding region runs from base 1 to 378 and encodes 125 amino acids. The transcript is spliced from 4 exons. Lineage: Eukaryota; Metazoa; Chordata; Mammalia; Rodentia; Cricetidae. Gene Ontology annotation, cellular component: extracellular region. Gene Ontology annotation, molecular function: CXCR chemokine receptor binding; chemokine activity. Gene Ontology annotation, biological process: neutrophil chemotaxis; antimicrobial humoral immune response mediated by antimicrobial peptide; cellular response to lipopolysaccharide.
AUGCAGUCAACUGUUCUUUUCCUUUUGGGCAUCCUCUUCCUGGAUCAAUGUGGAGUUCAAGGAACCCUCGUAAUAAGAAAUCAACGUUGCUCCUGCAUCAACACUCGGCGAGGCACGAUCCACCACAGAUCCUUAGUAGACCUCAAGCAAUUUGCCCCAAGCCCUAAUUGCAACAAGACUGAAAUCAUCGCUACACUGAAGAACGGAGUUCAAACCUGUCUGAACCCAGAUUCCGCAAACGUGAAGAAGCUGAUGAAAGAAUGGGAGAAGCAGGUCAGCCAAAAGAAAAAGCAAAAGAAGGGGAAGAAAACCCAGAAGAACAAGAAACCCAGAAAAGCUAAAAAACCCCAAGGCCCUCGUUCAAAGAAGACUCCUUAAGAGACCACUUUACCAACAAGCGCUCUGCGCUGAAAUGGUUUUUUAGAUCACACUGAAAUGCCUUCAGUGGGGAGCGGGCGUUAAUACAUAAGCUCAUUAACUUGGCUAGAAAAUAUAAAGCAUGAUUUUGAAUGUAUAACCAAUGCUAGAAAGUUAAUCGUAAAAUCCAAAUAGUAAGGAUUGCUAGGGGCAAAAACUGUCUUUGUGCUAAUCAGCCAACAAAAUUUCAUCGAGCUCUUGAGCACCGUCACGAUAAUAUCAACUCUGGGCAAGUGUCCACACAUACUCAUCCCAUGUGCAACAGCUCUCUGGGCUUCUAGCCACACAUUGCAGCAUCCAGAGGGUUCUGAGACCCCUGUCACCAAGCCUCAGCCUGUCUGUAUGCUGGUGAGCAACACCUCACCCAGCUGGCCAUCAGCAGUGGCACUCGGGUCAGCCUACAGGCCCGAACGCCGCAGUAUGUCUCAGAGAUCCAUGCUAAUGGUUUUUGGCUUUCACGGUCAAGGUCACUAGACUUGGCUUUCGGAACCUCCCACGUAGCUUUUGAGACCAUGUGAUCUCAUUGUUGACUUGAACCUGUCUUCAAGGCUCAUUUCAAGUUUUGCUUCUUAAAUAAAACCCUUGUAGAGGGCUCCGGGCAGAGCUUCUUGGUAGAGCGUUUGCCUUAUAGACAAGGGCCUAGAGUUGAUCACUAACAGUGCAAAAACUUAAGCAGUUAAAAAAAGAUUGU